AUGACUUCUUCUUCUCCUUCUUCUUUUACUGAUCUUCUUUCUAGCAAUAACAAAGACAUGGACAACCUAAGCUGGGGAUUUUAUGACCAUGGAGCUAAUGAUAGAAUUGGUUUUGAAAUCCCAAACUUCAAGUCAUUUCAACCAUCUUCUCUUCCACUUUCUCCUCCCCCAGUUUCUCCUUCUUCUUACUUGGCCAUUCCUCCUGGUUUAAGCCCAACUGAGCUCUUGGACUCGCCUGUACUUUUUCCUACUUCUAAUGCUCUUGCAUCUCCAACAACUGGGGCUUUUGCUGGGCAAACCUUCAACUGGAGAACUAAUUCUAAUGACAAUCAGCAAGGUGUUAGGGGAGAAGAGAAAACUACAGCGAUUUCUCUUUCCAAACCCAAACAAGGCCUCCUACAAUUUCAUCUUCAUCAUCAUCAUCCUUCUUUCAAUCUUCUUCAAACAGAAAAAUCACUGAAAAGGAAACAUGAAGAAUGGAGUUUUGACCAGUUAAAGCAAACUGAUCAGUUUUCAUCAGAUCAGAAAACAGAAGUGAAAUCAGAAUUUGCACCAGCUCAGAGUUUCUCCUCAGAAUUGGUUCCACUACAAGGAAACAUGCAAAGCAACACGGCUCUUCAACCAAUUUACAACCAAUACAAUCAAUCAGCUCAUUAUAUGAGAGAGAAUAGAAGGUCUGAUGAUGGAUACAACUGGAGAAAAUAUGGACAAAAACAAGUGAAAGGAAGUGAGAAUCCUAGGAGUUAUUACAAGUGCACAUAUCCGAAUUGCCCAACAAAGAAAAAAGUGGAGAGAUCUUUGGAUGGACAGAUUACUGAAAUAGUUUAUAAAGGAAGUCACAACCAUCCCAAGCCUCAGUCCACUAGAAGAUCAUCCUCUCAAUCAGUUCAGCCUUCUGGAGGUACCCACUCAGAAAUCUCUGAUCAAUCAGGAGCACCAAUGGAGUCCGGCAUGAUGCAGGAGGACUCUUCGCUUUCGCAUGGGGAGGAUGAAUUUGACCGUAAUUCACCAAUUAGUAAUUCAGGAGGAGAGGACAACGAAAAUGAACCUGAUGCAAAAAGAUGGGAGCCACAGAAUGAAAAUGAGAGUAUUUUAGGUGCUGGGAGCAGAACUGUUAGAGAACCUAGAAUUGUGGUUCAAACAACAAGUGACAUCGACAUACUCGAUGAUGGCUAUAGGUGGCGAAAAUACGGGCAGAAAGUUGUCAAAGGAAAUCCGAAUCCAAGGAGCUACUACAAAUGUACAUCUGUUGGCUGUCCAGUCAGGAAACAUGUAGAGCGAGCAUCACAUGAUUUGAGAGCUGUGAUUACAACCUAUGAAGGAAAGCACAACCAUGAUGUUCCAGCUGCCCGCGGCAGCGGCUAUGUGAACAAAGCUCCAUCCAAUCCCAACAGUAUUUCCAAUGCGCCGAUCCCUAUAAGGCCUUCUGUCAUGCCUAAUCAUUCUAACCAGACAAGUUAUCCAAACUCCCUUCACACCACAAGAUCAUUAGCGGCAUCAGGAAGUCAAGCACCAUUUACCCUCGAAAUGUUACAGAGUCAAGGGAGUGUUGGAUACUCAGGUUUUGGAAAGCAGAAUGGCACCUACAUGAAUCAAACACAAUACUCUGAGGAAGCCUUCCCUAGAGCCAAGGAAGAGCCAAAGAACGACACCUUUUUUGAUUCCUUCCUACGCUAA
Dovyalis caffra is the source of this 1677-nucleotide messenger RNA. The record is from the annotation of a GenBank genome assembly. Lineage: Eukaryota; Viridiplantae; Streptophyta; Magnoliopsida; Malpighiales; Salicaceae.